AUUUCCAGCACACCACAGCAUGCGUAGUCUCCAACUUGUUGGUCAUACGUCUUCUAGAAUUGGAUCUAACAAUGUUCAAGCUCCUUCGUUUAUCACAAAUGAUCCCGAGUCAAAGACGAUCUAUAUUGCGUUAGAGGACGAAGUAGGCGGCGUCCGUAUCAUGGCAUCAACUCCUGAUCAAGAAGAUGCUUCGUUUGUACAAUUGGCUUUGACAGAAGGUCCAAGUGGCGGGAUUAUAAGUUUUACUUACUUAUCUGAUCUACAAGCCAUUUGUCUCGGUACUCGCAAUGGUGACAUUAUUCUAUUCCACAAAGAACGAUUUGACGCCGGUGACGAUCCUUUGGAAAUAGUUGGUUCUGUUGAUACAGGAUUGGAAGCCAUGACUUGGAGUCCUGAUCAAGAUCUUGUUAUUCUUAUUACAGGGGAAAAGAACGUUUUGGAAAUGACCCAAGAUUUUGAUACUAUUACUGAAUUCCCUCUUCAUGUUGGAGACCAAGGUCAAGGUGUUCAACAUAGUGUUGGAUGGGGUAAGAAGGAAACUCAAUUUCACGGUUCCGAAGGAAAACAAGCAGCAUUACGAAAGGUGGAUACAAGCAAAUUUGGUUCUUCAAUAGACGACGAUAAACAUGCUAGAGUGGCAUGGCGUGGUGACGGUAGCUUUUUUGUAUGUUCUGAUAUUGAUCCUCGAAAAGAUGCUCGUGUACUUCGUAUUCAUAAUCGUGAAGGUGUGUUACAAAAUACAAGUGAACCUGUGGAUCAAUUGGAACAUGUGCUUGAUUGGAAACCAUCUGGAAAUUUGAUCGUAUCAAGUCAACGUUUACCUCAUCGUCAUGAUAUAGUGUUUGUGGAAAGAAAUGGUUUACGACAUGGCGAAUUCACUUUAAGAGAAUCAGGAGAACAUCGCCUUAUUGAAGUUUCUUGGAAUGCGGAUUCAACUGUACUUGCUAUUUGGUUGGAAACAAACAAUCAAAAAUCUGUUCAACUCUGGACUAUGAACAAUUAUCAUUGGUAUAUGAAACAGCAUAUUGUUCUCCCUCAAAAAGAAGACAUCAUUGGAUUUUCUUGGGAUGUGGAACUACCUCUUCAUGCACAUAUCGUCAGUAGUGAUGGUAUCUAUCAUUCUUUUGAUUUCAUUUGGAAUGUCUUGACUAGUACUUCAACUGAUCACGAGAAUUCUGGCUAUGUUGCUGUUAUUGAUGGUGAUAAUGCACUUAUGACUCCAUUUAAUUACCAAAAUGUACCACCACCAAUGUGCUCUUUGAAGGUCAAUGCUAGUCAAAAUAUUCAGCAAGUCACAUUCCAUCCUUGUCCAAACGGUUCCCGUAUGGCUGCGGUUACAAAUGAAAAGUUGGAAUUCUUUGAUCUCCCUGUCAAUGGCCAUGGUAAUGCCAAAUCUUCUGGAUCCUUAGUAUUACCCUGUCUCACCGAUAUUGCCAGUCUUCCUCGUCAUAUUACCUUAUUGAACGAUAAUCAAUUAUUCUAUGUUACGUACGAUACAAUUGGACAGUGUGAUAUUUUAUGUUUGAUCGAUUAUCAACAAACGGAUGAAAACAGUGCAUCCUCAACCACUACACCAUUUGAAGGAAAGGUUGGACAAGUUUACUACAAUGCAACCACAAAGGAUCUGGUGAUAGAAGGCAUUGAUGGUUCAGUAUGGGAUGUUCAAUUUGAUGAUAGUUUAUCAAUGACUCCUAUCUUAGAAUUACCUUCAUUCUGUCCCUGGAUUGCCACAGCACUUGUUGGAAGCACAAAGGAAACUGUUCAAAGAGUGAUCAUUGGAUUGACAGAACGUAGCAAGUUGUAUGCCAAUGAUCGCUUACUCUCAUCUGAAGCAACUUCAUUUUUCCUUCGUCAUGACUGGUUGGUAUUCACAACAACAAGUCAUACUGCUCGUUUUCUUCCUUUGGAUAUUGAAUUGGAUGAUUUUAAGCUUUCUGACGAUGUACCUGACGCCAAUGAUGAAUCUCAUCGUCGUGUUGAACGUGGAUCCAAGAUUGUUUUGGCCACUCAAUCCAAAUCAAAUCUUAUCCUUCAGAUGCCCCGUGGUAACUUGGAGACUAUUAGUCCUCGUGCUUUUGUCUUGGCUUCUAUUCGUGAAGAUUUGAAAAGUCUGAAUUAUCGUUCCGCCUUCAUCACUUGCCGUCGUAAUCGUAUCGAUCUCAACAUACUCUUUGAUGAAAAUCCUCAACAAUUCUUUGACAAUAUUCAACUCUUCAUCACUCAAGUUCCUGAAGUAGACUAUUUGAAUCUUUUCUUGUCGAAUUUACGUAACGAAGAUGUAACAAAAACAAUGUAUCAACAUCGGGGUGCAUUGGCCACUACUCAUUCCCUGGAUAGUACCUCAUUGGGCAAUAAAGUCAACAACAUUUGCGACGCUGUACGAACCGUUCUUACUGAAGCCGAUCGUGAUCAAUAUAUUCAAUCUAUUCUCUCAACUUAUGUACGAAGCUCACCUCCUGACCUAGAAUCAGCCUUGUCCUUACUUGCAGAAAUUAGGGAAUCGAAUUUGACAAAAGCUGAAGAAGCGCUCAAGUACACCAUCUUUUUAUGCAAAGCAGAUAGUUUGUAUGACAUUGCUCUUGGCAUGUACAACUUUUCUUUGGUGUUGAUGGUCGCACAGCAAGCACAAAUGGAUCCUCGUGAAUAUCUUCCUUUCCUUCAAGAAUUACAGAAUUUGGACAAGUAUUACCAACGAUUCAAGAUUGACGAUCACUUAAAAAGACAUGACAAGGCGCUUCGAAAUUUGGUUUUAGCUGGUGAUGAUAGAUUUGACGAACUAAUUGCUUAUAUGCAGAAACAUACUCUUUAUUUGACUGCUUUGGAAGAAUACGCUAACAAACCUCAGCAAAAGAAGGUUGUUUUGGAUGCUUAUGGUGACUAUCUGGAUCAAACCGAAGCUUAUGAAGAAGCAGGAAUUGUGUUCACAAUGGCAAAUUCUUUACAAAAGGCUUUACAUUCCUACCGUUUGGCUGGAUCCUGGCGGGAAGCAUUCUCUCUCGCAAAACAAAUGUCAUUUUCCAUUGAUGAUAUACAGGCUUUAGCAUAUCAAAUUAUUGGGUAUUUGAAAGAAAAACGUCGAUUCCAAGAAGCUGCUACAGUUGCCAAUGAUUACAUCAAGGAUAUUGAAGAAGCUGUGGAUUGUUUAUUGAAAGGAAGUCUUUGGCAGGAAGCAUCACGUUUGUCCUAUACAUACGAUCGAUCAGAUCUCAUUGAAACUCAUGUGAAACCUGCUUUGAUUGAAGGAUAUACUCAACUGGACGAAGAUCUUGAAGAACUUACUGCUCAAUUCAAUAAACAGACAGAACGAUUGAAGGAACUCCGUGAAAAGAAACCUGAACCAACACAAGUACUUCCCAACGAUGAUACACUAGAUAAUAUUGAUAUGUUUUCCGAUACAACUUCCAUGUUUAGUCAGUUUACCCGAUAUACUCAAGCAUCAUCUCGUGUAUCAACAGUAUCAUCUCGCUCAAGCAGAAAAUCAUCCAGGCAAAGAAAACGGGAUGAACGUAAACGGGCUAAAGGAAAGAAAGGAACGAUCUAUGAAGAAGAAUAUUUGGUCAAUUCUCUCAAGAAGCUUUAUGAACGCGCCAAUCAACUUCAAACUGAUAUUGGUAAUUUAAUCCGAGCAAUGGUUCCUUUUGGUUAUGUUGAAGAAGCCACUACAAGUCAAAUCAAAUUUGAAGCAUUCCUCAAACAUUUACAAGAUGCCAUCGAUGUGAUCUUUGUCCCACUCCAAUUAGCCAAUGUCCAAUUUGGAUCAAUUGAAGAAUAUGAAGAAGCUCAAAAGAUCUCUUCUACUCAAAUCGAAAAGCCUGUGCUCUCUACGGUGAAAUGGAAAUUACAAAUCUUGUAGAUUGUGUAGUAUUAGAAUAUUAGUAUCAAAUAGUUAGUCAUUCAUAGAAAAAAUAAAUCAUCAUUAUCAUUCAACCGAUAGUCA
This is a messenger RNA of Halteromyces radiatus, 3937 nucleotides long. RefSeq names its product IKI3 family-domain-containing protein. The record is from RefSeq and is a predicted model, not a curated record. The coding region runs from base 20 to 3853 and encodes 1277 amino acids. The transcript has 26 exons. Gene Ontology annotation, molecular function: tRNA binding. Gene Ontology annotation, cellular component: cytosol; elongator holoenzyme complex. NCBI's taxonomy places the organism in Eukaryota, Fungi, Mucoromycota, Mucoromycetes, Mucorales, Cunninghamellaceae. Gene Ontology annotation, biological process: tRNA wobble base 5-methoxycarbonylmethyl-2-thiouridinylation.